AUGAGCUUAAGCCAGAGCCAGAAGAGCAACGUAUCCUUUCCAUCCAGUGCCCCGAUCAGUGCAUCAGGGGUGUAUACUGAGGAGCAAGCACCUGCGCCGGGUCUCCCGGUGGAGGAUUGCACUGUUCAACUGGCAUUCGCUGUAUUGAACCACAUCCUUCUGUACACGCAAGACCCUCUUUUAGACACGCCGGUUGAGAUCCGCCAAAGGGAGCGAUGGAUUCUCAAUAUCAACAGCAAAAGGAUCACGGCAAUCGACGAUGGAGGGCUGAGUUUGGUAAUCGAUGCUGGAACAAGGACUAAGAAGUCGGUCGUCUUGAUUGAGGCAAAGAGGCGACUCGAUGUCUGCAAGGACAGUAACCAGCCAGUUGUGUCCCACGAGCUCCUAGCACAAAUGACAUGUGAGGCACUUGCGGCGCGAUCAUCUGGGAGAGACGAGCAUGUAGGAGACAAUGUUUUCAUUAUCAACAUUACUCAACAUUACAUGUGUUUCUUUCUCUUAGCCAUCACCGUACCGCAGGUCGAGGAUAUCAAGAAUGGAGAGACACCGGGUAAAGCGAUUCGUGUCACAGCGACGAAUUGGUUGUAUUUUGCAGAUGCAUCUGAGAGGAAGGUUGUUGUCAGGAAUGUAUAUCAGCUGGCUAAGUACAUGAGGGAAGAAGAUCCCGAGUGA
Molecule: messenger RNA, 672 nt
Organism: Fusarium odoratissimum NRRL 54006
Lineage: Eukaryota; Fungi; Ascomycota; Sordariomycetes; Hypocreales; Nectriaceae
Exons: 1
Coding region: 1-672 (223 amino acids)
Source: RefSeq, a predicted model, not a curated record